CCCGGAUGACGCUGAGCUUCCGGGGUCUGUAGCUGGAGAGGAGGAAGAGCGGGAUCAGCUGAACCUCAGAAGAAAUGAAAAUAUUUUCCUGAAAUUCAUCACCAACAACCAGGAUAUUUAACUAAGAGCAAAGUUAAACUGCUGAAAGAGGUGAAGCAGAAGCCUUCCUGAAGAAUCUCCAGAACACGCAGAAACAGUUUGCUACAUUUAAAAGGCAAAUGAAGCAAAGUCCUGACAUGGAGAAACAUCAGCACUCUGUCAAGAGUUUUACUAAACAGAGUGAUCUCAAAAAACACCAGCGUAUUCACACAGGAGAGAAACCGUAUCACUGCUCAGACUGUGGAAAGAGUUUUACUACCCAGAGUGAUCUCAAAAUACAUCAACGCAUUCACACAGGAGAGAAACCGUAUCACUGCUCAGACUGUGGGAAGAGUUUUACUCAACAGAGUAAUCUCAAAAAGCACCAGCGCAUUCACACAGGAGAGAAACCGUAUCACUGUUCAGACUGUGGGAAGAGUUUUACUCAACAGAGUGAUCUCAAACAACAUCAGCGCAUUCACACAGGAGAGAAACCGUAUCACUGCUCAGACUGUAGGAAGAGUUUUAUUACACAGAGUAAACUUAAAAUACAUCAGCGCAUUCACACAGGAGAGAAACCUUAUUACUGCUCAGACUGUGGGAAGAGUUUUACUCAACAGAGUGAUCUCAAACAACAUCAGCGCAUUCACACAGGAGAGAAACCGUAUCACUGCUCAGACUGUAGGAAGAGUUUUAUUACACAGAGUAAACUUAAAAUACAUCAGCGCAUUCACACAGGAGAGAAACCUUAUUACUGCUCAGACUGUGGGAAGAGUUUUACUCAACAGAGUGAUCUCAAAAAACAUCAGCGCAUUCACACAGGAGAGAAACCGUAUCACUGCUCGGACUGUGGGAACAGUUUUACUACACAGAGUAAUCUCAAAAUACACCAGCGCAUUCACACAGGAGAGAAACCGUAUCACUGCUCAGACUGUGGGAAGAGUUUUACUACACAGAGUAAACUCAAAAUACAUCAGCGCAUUCACACAGGAGAGAAACCGUAUCACUGCUCAGACUGUGGGAAGAGUUUUACUACACAGAGUGAUCUCAAAAAACACCAGCGCAUUCACACAGGAGAGAAACCGUAUUACUGUUUCGACUGUGGGAAGAGUUUUACUCAACAGAGUGAUCUCAAAAUACAUCAGCGCAUUCACACAGGAGAGAAACCGUAUCACUGCUCAGACUGUGGGAAGAGUUUUACUAAACAGAGUGAUCUCAAAAAACACCAGCGCAUUCACACAGGAGAGAAACCGUAUUACUGCUCAGACUGUGGGAAGUGUUUUACUGAACAGAGUACUCUCCAAAUACACCAGCGCAUUCACACAGGAGAGUAAUAUAAUACAGGAAAUUGACAAAUCCUGCACCUAACAGCUGGGGUUAUGCAUAGGGCUCAGCCAGGAUCUACUACUCACUCAACUAACAACAAUAGCAAAACCACCACAAUCUGAUACUGGCUCGACAAGAAUCCAGAAGCACAGCCUAACACUAUGGUCCAUUGCCUCAACUGCCAAGUAACAGACCUACCAAAAAAUAACCUAUGAGCAAACAGAAUCCCUCCUUAAUCUAAGCUCACUUCCUUUAACAAUGGCAACAACACACUUACCUAAGCACAAUCACACACAAUAAAUCACAUUAUAAGUUGCGUGAGCAGAACACAGCAACCACUACCAUCUGAUACUGGCUCGACAAGAAUCCAGAAGCAUAGCGAACUAUGUUCAUGGUCCGUGCCUCAACUGCCAAGUACUCAGACGUCUACAAAAACUCAUGAGACAAAUUAUUACAAGAGCAGGACCGCACCAAUCCCCUUCAUCCAAACUCUAACACAAACUUCAGUGCAAGCUCUUCUCAGGGGUCAUCAGGCAGGCAGAAAAAUGUCCCAAAUUUGUCUCAUGGCAAUUAAAAGCGCAAAUCAUAAAUUCCACCAGAAACAAAUAUGAACUGUAUUUAACAAUGGAUUUUACAGGUUCAGCAAAACUAUUCUUAUCCAGGGAUGAUGUGUAUAGAAUUCCAUGUUAUGUUUGUAUGUCUUGUAAGUUUGAAUAUUCCAGGACAUUCUUUGUGAGACAGAGCUCAGUUUUUAGGUUAGUUACUGUUGCGCAGUAAGGUUACAGGCUCAUUCACUCCCUCUGCUGGUGUUCUUGUUUGUCUAUGGUUCAGUCCAAUUAAAAAUCUGUUACUAUAGAGGGAUAUA
Messenger RNA from Astyanax mexicanus (Mexican tetra), 2269 nucleotides. Its product is annotated as zinc finger protein 271-like. The transcript has 2 exons. Gene Ontology annotation, molecular function: RNA polymerase II cis-regulatory region sequence-specific DNA binding; DNA-binding transcription factor activity, RNA polymerase II-specific. Gene Ontology annotation, cellular component: nucleus. Gene Ontology annotation, biological process: central nervous system development; regulation of transcription by RNA polymerase II. Bases 219 to 1412 code for a protein of 397 amino acids. The record is from RefSeq and is a predicted model, not a curated record. NCBI's taxonomy places the organism in Eukaryota, Metazoa, Chordata, Actinopteri, Characiformes, Acestrorhamphidae.